UUGCUCUCAUCCCGCAUGGCUCACUCCAUAAUAGAAAUAUUAUUGAAAGAAAAAACGAAUCAGAUAUACGAAGAGAUGGUUGUAGGAACUCUGGAAGUGCUCCUUGUUGGAGCCAAGGGCCUUGAAGACACUGAUUUUUUCAGCAAUAUGGAUGCAUAUGCUAUUCUGAUAUGCCGUACACAAGAACAAAGAAGCAGCAUCGCAUCAGGUCAAGGAAGCAAUCCUGAAUGGAAUGAGACCUUUAUGUUCACUCUCUCUGACCAUGUUUCGGAGCUCACGAUCAAGCUUAUGGAUAGCGAUACUUUUUCAUCUGAUGAUUUUGUCGGCAAAGCUAAAAUUCCAUUAGAACCAUUGUUUAUAGAGCGAAUUCUACGACCAACAGUCUAUAACGUGGUUAAGGAUCAAGAAUAUCGCGGAGAAAUUAAAGUUGGUCUCACAUUCACCCCUACCUGUGAGGAAUACAGUGAUGAGAGUUACGGUGGUCGGAAAGAGUCUGAAUGAGAUAAAUAAAGUGAGCGUGAGAAGAUCAUCAAGUACUUGAUUAUGAAUGCCAUUUUUAUAAAAACCAGACUUUUGAAUUAUAGUGCAAGCGAAUUAGUUUUGUUAUAUUUAUCAAUUUUCUUGAACUUUAGAUGGUUGUUGAUGUUGAGUUCAUGAUUUGCCUUAUUUGAAGGAGACAACAAUCAUGAAAUUUUAAUGUAAAGAUUGAAUGUUGUUCAUAGUAGUAC
Dioscorea cayenensis subsp. rotundata (Guinea yam) is the source of this 728-nucleotide messenger RNA. RefSeq names its product elicitor-responsive protein 3-like. NCBI's taxonomy places the organism in Eukaryota, Viridiplantae, Streptophyta, Magnoliopsida, Dioscoreales, Dioscoreaceae. The transcript is spliced from 6 exons. Bases 16 to 501 code for a protein of 161 amino acids. The record is from RefSeq and is a predicted model, not a curated record.